AUGUUUCUUCAAAAAAAGAAGAAAAUAUAUUAUUUUUUAGUUACAUUAGCACCAGUAUAUAUAUAUUAUAAAAGAAAUAAGAAAAAUGAGUUUGAAACUAUAAAAAAUAAUAAUGACAUAGAAAAAAUAAAAACAUUAAAUAUUAAUAAUAUUUUCUCUUAUUUUCCAUUAUUUAUUCUUAAUAUUUAUGAUAAUUAUAUAUAUAAUAAUAAAACAUUAAAAAGAAUUUAUUUCACGUAUAAAAAUUCUAAUAGGAAAUACUAUCAUAUUAAAAAUGUCAUAGAAGAAAACGAGGCAAAAAUUAAAUAUGAUUUUGUGUAUAAUGAAAAAAAUCUGUAUAAUAAGUUGUACUUUUAUGAAUUAGUUUUAGAAAAAAGCAUAAAGUAUGCUAUUCUAUCUCCACAGUUAAGUAUAUAUAUUCUUAAACAAUUAUCUGAAUAUUGUGUUAACUUAAAUACGAGCUUGUAUAAUGAAAAGGAGUUCAAAAAAAAGAAAAAUCAUAAUGAUAAAAAGGAAUGGAGCUUUAUUAGAAGUAUAAAGAAUAUUAAAAUAAAUCAUUACGAUGAAAGGAAUAAUAAUCAAAAGAAGAAUAAGAAUAUUCAGAUGAAAGAUAAAGAAUUAAGUAAAAAAUAUAAUAUUUAUGAAAAAUAUGAUAUACAUAAAUUUAUUGAAGUUGAUCUGGAAGAAAAAGAUAGAAGAAACAAUAGUGACCAAAUUAGUUUAAAUUUAUUGUAUCUACUUAAUCAAGUAUAUGAUAAUGCGAAUCGUAUUUGUUUAAACACUAACACUAACAUUUACAUUAACUUUUAUAUGAUUAAUAUAUUAAAAUAUAUAUGUUAUAAAAAUUAUAGAAAUCUACUUUUGAAUGAUUUAAAGUUUGAUGAAUUAAGUAGAAUAUGCAGGAAAAGAAAUUUCCUUGAUUACAUAAAUUAUUAUUUAAAUUUUUUUUUUAGUGAUAAGAGUGAUAAAAUAAAAAAAGAAAGUGCGAAUAAAAGUUUGUUUUAUCAUAAUCCUAAUGUAAAGUUAGAAAGCAUUUAUAACUUUUCUAAUGAUAUUGAUAAAGGAAAUAUAAUUAAAAACAAUGUAGAUUAUGACGAAGAAGAAAAAAAAAAAAAUAAUGAAAAAUUGGAUUUUAAUAAUAGUGUUAUAAACACAAAUAAUUUAAAAGAUGAAUUAGAACGAAAAACAAAAAAACAAAUAUUUUUUUCGGAAUUCUUCAAUAAUAAAAAUAAAAGAAAUAAAAAAAAGAAUCAAGAAAAUGAAAUAAAUGAUAACGUAAAUGAAAAAACAGAUGAUAGCAAAAUGAUAGAUAUAAAUAAAAAAAAUGAAAAAUAUAUAAAUGAUAGUAGUGUUAAUAUAAAUAAUAUUUUAGUAGAAAAAAAAAAAAAAUUGUUAGAAGACAAAAAUUUUAUAAAUGAUGUAAAAAUUUUAAAUGAUCUUUACAUAGUUUUGUACUUAAGACUAUUAUUUGAGUGCUCUAUCAAAUUGUUAAGCAUCAAAAAAAAUUUAUAUUUAUUAGAUAAAAAAGAAAAAUUUGAAAAGGAAAACAAAAUAAUUUACAUGAACACAUCUGAUGUGAUAAAUGAUUUAAAAGUAAACUUUUUGAAAAGAUUUCGAAAAAAAGAAAAGGAAAAUUUUAUAUUUUCGUAUAAUAAAUUGAAUGAAUUUAGUGAAAAUAAGAAAUUUAAAAGAAAAGAUAUAAUUAUUUCAUUUAAUAAUUUAAUAAAUAAAAUUGAUAAUUUAAAAAAAAAAAAUGGAAAUGACUUAAGAAAAGAAGACGAUUUAGAAAUGAAAAAUAAAGAUUUUAUUUUAAUUAAUUCAAAAAAAGAUAUACUGCAAAAUGAAAGUAGUAGUAACAAGAUAAAUAAUUCAUUUUCUUUGUAUAUGAAUAAAUUAAUGGGAAAUGAAUUAUAUUCUAUUUUUUCAGAUAGUAAAAAAAAACUUUUAAAAUAUAUUUACGAUAUGAAUACUUAUAUUGAUAUGAAAAUAUAUAAAAUAAAAAGAAAUAUAAAUUACUAUGUUUUUAAUUUUGAUGAAGUUCUAAUAAACAAGUACUACAACUUAAUUCACAAAAAUAAUGUAAAUAAGAUAAAUACUCAUUUAAAUAAAUCUAGAGAGAGAAGUAUUGAUUUAAAAAAGUUUAAUGAUAUAUAUUUCUCUAUGAUAACUAAUUUAAAUAACAUAUUUGCAUAUGUUUAUUUGAUUGAUGAAAAAAAGUGUGCUAAUAAAAUUUUGAAUAUAUAUAAUACAAAUAUAUUUUAUAAAUAUAAUUAUUUAAAUGAAAAUCAAAAUAUUUUUUAUAGAAAUGAUGUAAAAAAAUAUUUGGAUUAUUUUAAUAAUUUAUUAAAUUUUACUGAUGAAAAUAACAAUUUUAAAAAAAUUGGAUUUUUUUACUGUAAAAAUGAUAUUAACCUUUUGUUAUUUUUAUAUAGUCAGAGAAUAAAAAAUUGUUUUUAUAUAUUUAAAUAUAUAUAUAAUAAAUAUAAUUUUAAAAAAAACUACUAUUUUAAUUUUUUGUUCUAUAAGCUAAAUUUUUUAAUAUUAUCAAAAAGAGCUUAUUUUAAUUUUUUUGAUUUUACUUAUUUUGCUUAUAAUAAUUUGUUUAAUUGUUUUUCUUUUUUUUAUUUCUUAUUUUCAUAUUCAUAUUUGCUUUUUUUCUUAGUUUAUCAAAUGAAAACAUUUUCUUCUAUUAAUUAUUUUAAUAUAUUUACACAAUACUGUACGUAUAUGUAUUUUUAUAAACUUUAUAAUAACAUUAAAAAUAUAUAUGAUUGUCCUUGUUAA
Molecule: messenger RNA, 2784 nt
Organism: Plasmodium relictum
Lineage: Eukaryota; Apicomplexa; Aconoidasida; Haemosporida; Plasmodiidae
Product: conserved Plasmodium protein, unknown function
Exons: 1
Coding region: 1-2784 (927 amino acids)
Source: RefSeq, a predicted model, not a curated record